AUGACGUGGCAUCCCACAAAUGGACCGACAGUCAAACCGUCAUCUGGAUCGACCCAAUUACUAGAAAGACCAGUAAUGGGCCCAUCAUCUAGGCAGAGAGAGCUAUUAGGCGUGCCUUGUUUAUUAUCCCAGUAA
Messenger RNA from Spirodela intermedia, 135 nucleotides. NCBI's taxonomy places the organism in Eukaryota, Viridiplantae, Streptophyta, Magnoliopsida, Alismatales, Araceae. The record is from the annotation of a GenBank genome assembly.